Cuscuta campestris is the source of this 777-nucleotide messenger RNA. Lineage: Eukaryota; Viridiplantae; Streptophyta; Magnoliopsida; Solanales; Convolvulaceae. The record is from the annotation of a GenBank genome assembly.
CACAGAACCCUUGCCACCUCUGAAUCGCGUAUACUCCACCAUUAUCCAGCAGGAAGGGGUCUUGAAGACUACUCAAGAAGAGGAACGUAACCCGGUGGGCUUUGUCGUCACCUCCAAAUUUGAUCGUGACGCAACUAAGGAUUUAAAAUGCAAACAUUGUGAGUUGAGCGGACACGAGAAGAGUGGUUGCUUUCAACUCAUUGGAUAUCCUGAAUGGUGGGGAGAUCGCCCACGUAUCCUGAACCCGGGACGAGGUAAUGGCCGCGGCAACAACACAGGAGGACGGCGCGGCGGCAACGCUGGCCGAGGUAACCGCGGCGGAGCUGGUGGCGGUCCAGCAGGCGGACCGGCGGCACACACGGCUCAGGCCAACGCAACAGAUGGGGGACGUGCGCUCCAUCAACCAAAUCUCCCUUCUCUCACAACCAAUCAAUGGAAUGCACUCAUGGGACUCUUAAACGAGAAAGAUUCGGGUAUGGAAAGUAAAUUUUCAGGUAUGACUAACACUUCUUGGAUCAUUGAUAGUGGAGCGAGUCAACAUAUGACCGGUGAUAAGAAGUGUCUUGAAAAUUUGGAAGCAAUAAAACCUUGCUCAGUUGGCCUACCGAAUGGAGAUUGUGUGAUAGCCAACCAAAAGGGGAGUGUGAUUGUGGAUAAUUUGAUCACCUUAGAAAAUGUUUUGCUAGUUCCUCAACUCAACUGCAAUCUUAUAUCUGUCUCACAACUUCUUGAGAAAAAGAAUUUAAUUGUCAAGUUUAAUAAUAAAAUUUGUCUUAU